AUGGACCUAGCAGACCCCAGCUCAGAGACUGACAAGGAGUUCAUUCAAGGAUAUGGCGUGGCAGAUCAUGGUGAAGUCAGGGAAGCCGAACCUAGUAGACUACUUUCUAGUGCUCAAGAGGGUGGACCCAUAGGGCGCAAGACAGAGGAUGACUCGCUGCAGACCUGGGAGCUCCCUGGUGAGACCACUCACACAUGUGUUUGCAUAUGGACUUAUUGGGACAUGUUUGCUGCGGGGACUGAUACCACUUCAAGCACAUUGGAGUGGGCGAUGGCCGAGCUAUUUCGUAAUCCAGAGAAGCUAUUGAAAGUGCAGGCUGUGCUCAGACAGGUGAUUGGCCGGGGGAUCCCUUGCUAA
Punica granatum (pomegranate) is the source of this 357-nucleotide messenger RNA. The record is from RefSeq and is a predicted model, not a curated record. NCBI's taxonomy places the organism in Eukaryota, Viridiplantae, Streptophyta, Magnoliopsida, Myrtales, Lythraceae.